CAUGUAGCUCACAGUCAUUUAAAGUCGUGUUUAUCACUCGUGUUUACUUUUAUUAAGAUUAAUUAAAAUAAUGACUACUUUGCAUAAAGUUGUGUUUGUUAUUUCUGUCACACUAAUUGCAAAUUAUGGAGAAAGCUGGACAAUUGCAUCCCCUAUCGUGAAGACAACCACAGGUUUGGUGCAAGGUGCGACAUCGGAAAGCGCGCAAGAGUUCCUGGGAAUACCCUUUGCUCAGCCGCCCAUCGGCGAAAGAAGAUGGGCGGACCCCACCCCAGCCCUUUCUUGGGAGCCGAAUAUCCUGAACGCCACGGAGAAACGCCCUGGCUGUCCGCAGAAAUUCUGCACCUCGUUCCUACCUAAUACAAGUUGUCCUACAGUUACAUCGGAAGAUUGUCUCUUCCUCAAUAUAUGGACGCCGCUAGACGCCAACGCUACUUCCGGUUACCCCGUGAUGGUCUUUAUCCACGGUGGUGCCUUUAAGUGGGGCUCUGCGUCCAACGUUGUCUAUGACGGAAGUUAUCUGGCCAGGGACGGUCGGGUUGUAGUGGUCACUAUUGCAUACCGCAUAGGUUUGUUGGGUUUCCUAUACACCGGUGAUGGAAAGGACGAUGCCAAUGGUAACUUCGGAAUAAAUGAUCAGAGACUGGCAAUGCAGUGGAUACAGCAAAACAUCGCCAACUUUGGAGGUGAUAUACACAAGGUCACAUUGUUUGGUCAAAGCGCCGGUGCUCAGUCUGUGUAUAUACAUCUUAUGACAUCAGAAACAACUGGACUUUUCCGAGCGGCCAUUAUAGAAAGUUCGCCGUUCGCAGUUCCAUACAGGACCAAAGGCGAAGCCCUUUUGCUGUCCAAGAAGGUAUGCGAAUAUCUUAACUGCAGGGAAGAUGACUUGACAUGCCUUAGAAGUAAGACCUCAGACGAAAUAAACGAUGCCUUACAGGCCGUGACGUUUAAGAUCACUGGAAGAAAGCUAGAUGAAUAUUUCGAACCCGUCGGUCCGGUUCUUAAUGGCAACGAGCUUCAUGCACAGCCCAUGGAUGCUGCAAGGAUGGGGAUAAUAAGAAACAUUCCAAUAAUGGUAGGUACCACGACGGAGGAAGGUCGCCUCUUUGUAUAUGGGGCCUGGAGACAUAACCUGACCAAAGCUGAAUACGAGGCCGUAUUGGCGCUUUUACAUCCUACUCAUUUUGAGGAGGUCGAGAAAGAAUAUCCUGCGGAUGAUAAGCCAGAUCUUCGGGAUGAGCUCAGUCUGGUUGUCACGGACUACCUUUUCGCGUGCGCAACCAGAAAUGUUACGCGUAAUAUUUUGAACAAGGGCAACACAAAUGUGUUUUUGUAUGUGUUUGAUCAUGCAACGAGUGCGCGUGACGUAUGGGGAAUAGAUACAUUCUGCGAGGGACAUGUUUGCCAUGCGGAGGAAAUCGAAUACAUUUUUGGCAAUAAACUUUCUUCAGGAAAUUUUACAGAAGAUGAACUGAAUCUUUCGGGUUCGAUGGUUACAUACUGGAGCAAUUUUGCCUAUACUAUGAAUCCGAAUGUUGGACCUAGAACAAGUAAUCUUAGUUGGCCCUCCUAUGACACCAAAGUUGACACUUUACUGUAUUUUAAGACGCCAGAAAAUAAGCUGCUGAGAAAUUAUAAAAGCGAUGUGUGUAAAUUCUGGGACGAAAUUCAGUAUGACGAGUGAAUUGUGUGUAUUUUUUUUAUCAGACUUACAUUUAAAAUAUCGGUAAUUUGAAAUUAGUUCAUGCUUAAUUAUAACAAUAAUCCAAGUUUCAUAUUUAGAAUUAGGUACGUGUAACAAACAUAUUUGUCCAAAAAAAAAAAGAAUUCGUCUUAUGUAUUUUGCAUAUCUUUCUGUGUUUGUAACAGUGUUGUUUUAAUAACAAAUAUCAACCCGGAUUUGAACUUCACGUUAUUCGAGAUGUAAAUCAACGAGACAUCAAGGGGCGCAACUUAGGCAGUUUUUUUAAACAAAUUCUUGAAGAGUUGUGUCCUUUGAACUAAAAAGUAUUUCUAUGUUUUCGUUGAUUGAAGUGCCCAUGGUGCCAGGGAAAUUAUUUAGUUUUAUAAGAAAAGAUCGAUUUUAAUUCAUUUUAAGUUAAUAUUUUUGUAACGCAUUUUCAUUCUUAUUAAAAAGAAUAGUAUUCGA
Messenger RNA from Dreissena polymorpha, 2152 nucleotides. Its product is annotated as cAMP-regulated D2 protein-like. NCBI's taxonomy places the organism in Eukaryota, Metazoa, Mollusca, Bivalvia, Myida, Dreissenidae. Bases 71 to 1687 code for a protein of 538 amino acids. Gene Ontology annotation, molecular function: cholinesterase activity. The transcript has 5 exons. The record is from RefSeq and is a predicted model, not a curated record.